CACGUUAAUUGUUAAGUAUUUAUUAGUAAAUAGCGAUUAUUUAUUGUUAUUCUUUCACGCGGAGAAGCGAUGACGCCCUCACACGCAUUGAGUCUAGUGUCGUAAACGGGUUUACUUACUUUCCGGCACCUGUAAACACGUGUGUAGUGCAGAACUCUCCAGGCUUCUCUACAAUAAAUCGGCGCGAUGGCGAAGAGUUUACGCAGCAAGUGGAAGAGGAAGAUGAGGGCGGAGAAGAGGAAGAAGAACGCGCCGAAGGAACUGGCCCGUCUCAAGGUGGCGCUGUGUAACGAGGGUAAAGGAGAGAUCAGCAUGAAGGACGUGGCUGAGAUCGCCACGGUGGUUCCUGCUGAGAAGCUGAAGGAGAAAGCUGUGGACAUGGUGGAGGAACACGAUGAAGCGGGCAGGAUGGACAUGGACAGUAAGAGGAACCAGAAGACCCUGCUGGACGAGCACGGUCAGUACCCCGUCUGGAUGAGCCAGAGGAACGCCAAGAAGCUCAAACGCCAACGCAUGGUGAAGAAAGGGCAGCAGAAGCAGCAGCAGCAGAAGAAGAAGAAGAAAGGUCUGGCCUGGUAGAGACCUGAUGGACACGAGUCGUCUGGAUUAGUUAAUCCAUGACUGACUGAUUCCACUGGCGGCGUUUCUGGACGGUUUGAUUAUAUCUGAUUAUUAUUAGAUUUUAUUUUGUAGAAUCUGAGCCGAGUUUGGACGAGGGGCGUAUGAGAGGGUGAAUGGUGAUCCUGUGUGAUCUGCUUAUGAAUCUGUAAGUGAUCUACAGAUGGAUCUCAAAGUGACAUGACAGUGAUCUGUAGUUCACCUGUAGGUGACCUGUGGGUGAUCUGUAGAUGAUUUACAGAUGGAUCUCAAGGUGACCUGACGUUGAUCUGUAGGUAAUCUGUAGGUGAUCUAUGGAUAGACCUGCAGGUGAUCUGUAAGUGAUCUGACGUUUAUCUGUAGGUGAUCUGUUGGUGACCUGUAGGUGAUCUACUGGUAGGUUACCUUACAGUGAACUGUAGGUGAUCUGACGUUGAUCUGUUGGUGACCUGACAGUGAUUUUUAGGUGAUCUAAGGGUGAUCUGUAGUUGACCUGUGGGUGAUCUGUAGAUUAUUUACAGAUGGACCUGUAGGUGACCUGACAGUAAUCUGUAGGUGACCUGACUAAGAUCUGCAUUUGAUCUGUAGGUGAUCUGCAGAUGGAUCUCUAGGUGAUCUGUGGAUGAACUUAUCAUUGAUCUGUCAGUGAUCUGUAGGUGAUCCACGGAGAUCUGUUGGUGAUCUGUCGGUGAUCUGUGAUGUGAUUUUGCUUGCGUUUGUAUUAUUUGUGUGUUUUUUUUCUGAAUUAUUCUGAUGUACCAACCGUGUUUCGUGUUUAUUAAAUCUGACUCCUCCCCCA
Molecule: messenger RNA, 1396 nt
Organism: Trichomycterus rosablanca
Lineage: Eukaryota; Metazoa; Chordata; Actinopteri; Siluriformes; Trichomycteridae
Gene: llph
Product: LLP homolog, long-term synaptic facilitation factor
Exons: 3
Coding region: 187-579 (130 amino acids)
Biological process (GO): dendrite extension
Cellular component (GO): nucleolus
Molecular function (GO): RNA binding
Source: RefSeq, a predicted model, not a curated record